This is a messenger RNA of Saccostrea cuccullata (small rock oyster), 1987 nucleotides long. RefSeq names its product type-1 angiotensin II receptor-like. Gene Ontology annotation, cellular component: plasma membrane. Gene Ontology annotation, molecular function: G protein-coupled receptor activity. Lineage: Eukaryota; Metazoa; Mollusca; Bivalvia; Ostreida; Ostreidae. Gene Ontology annotation, biological process: G protein-coupled receptor signaling pathway. The record is from RefSeq and is a predicted model, not a curated record. The transcript has a single exon. Bases 28 to 1089 code for a protein of 353 amino acids.
UUAGUUUUCUUUACUUCUCAUUCAGACAUGGCCGACGCAGAGUUUUUGUCCAAAGAAUACGCUGAGUAUCUUAUUCCGUCAACAAUAAUACAACUGAUUAUUGGAACCUUUGGAGUACUUGGAAACAGUCUGGUUCUUUUGAUGUAUACUAAAUACAUAGAGGACAAAACAGGCUGCCGAUACUUCAUACCUAUUUUGGCUCUUGUUGAUCUUCUGGGAUCUGUUUCGAACGUUACUCAGUUUCACUUUGAUAACACCAUGCGCUACAUUUACCCCGGUGUAUUUUUGUGUAAAUUGAUGUCAUUUUUAAUUGUGCUGACUGGGGGAUUUUCCGGUCAUUUGAUUCUUGCUAUAGCUUUGCAGAGGUUUCUGCUCAUCUGCCGUCCUUUCGGUAAACGACUAACUCCAAUUGUGUGCAGAAUUAUAACCGUUGUUAUAUUUUGGAUUUCUAUCGGAUAUGCAGCGCCAAUUUUUAAAUUCAAAAUAAUAUCAUAUCAAAUCAAAUCACUUAAUGUCACAGGUGACGUGUCUUUCUGUCACAUCGAUGACGGUACUAACAACAAGAGUGCUAUCAUAGCAUACCUAGGAAUUUUACUUCUGUUUUCCUUUAUCAACAUUUUCAUCACAUCCGGUUUUUACAUUCCCGUGAUUAAAACCGUUUAUAGAAGACUUCCCAUUGCUAGACGAUACCAACCAAAUAAUAUACAAGAUGGCAGAAGUCAUGCCGUGUCCACGGAAAUCGAAAUGGUUAGUGUGGGAAAAGAAACAAUAGAACAAAAUUCACUUUCAACUGAUGAGGAAAAUCGAAACGCCUCUAGAAAAAGGAAUGGUCCGGAACAAAAUUCUAGAAGGAAUAUCACUGUCAUGUAUCUUGUCAUUAUAAUUGUCUACGUAGUUUCGUAUGUGACGUCAUUAGUUACACACAUCUAUCACUUCGCAAAAACAGAGGAAAUUAAAGGGUACAAACGGAAUAUUUACCUUCUCUGUAUUCGUUUUCAACUGAUAAAUCACAUUGCAAAUCCAUAUAUUUACUGGUUUUAUGACCUCAAAUUCAGAGAAGAACUUGGAAGAGUUUUUUGCCGUAAAUGAUAAGCAUGGCUUUUUAAUCUCAAAUAUACUGAGCAAAAUAAGUUUAGCAAUUGCUUUUCCGUAUGUAUGAUUUAAAAAUAUUUUUCUUUAUUGUUUUAUUAUGCUUCUUCUUAAAAACAAUAGAGAUAAAGAUAACAAACGACAGAGUUCUUUUUUUUAAUUUGACACACAGAAACCGCUUCAUCCAACGUUGUGACAAUGCAAUAAAACAAAAGGUUACGCUAGAACGCAUAUGAUCCGAGAACAAUUUUUUACUAGAAAAACCUUCUGAGCAUGUUUGUAAAAAAAAAAUCGGUGAAAAAUUGCAAAAAUGUCUAAUGGCAAAAACACUAGGACUUUCCGAGAAUAACGUUAAAGGACUAUAGGGAUGCUAACAAUUGGUUACUCACAAAAAUAUGUCGCUGAACACUAUUGCUUGCAUCAGUCCUCCAAAUGCCGACUUUCGAACUGAUUCCGAACGACUGAACACAUAAUCAAUCUCCAGGGCUUAGGACGUCCACGAAAAACGACGGUUUGCAAUGAUUGUUUAACUGUUACAACGUCGAGACGUUACAGUUUUAUGGCUGCUCCUUAAGUUGCAGAAGAGUUAUGCAGUGUUACUGGAGUGAGGUUAUGCGGGCAAUUUGUAGGAAACAGGCUACGUUCAGCCAUUGUUCGAGCUCAAAGACCUCUCAAAGCACUAUCACUUACUCAACGUCAUCAACAAUCACGCAUCGCAGGGGCAAACACAAAUCGUCUUCGAUUCAACUAAAACAUUGCCUUUUCUUUGUUAUACGAAGAAAAUUUAACAUUUCAAUUACAUCAUAAAUUAUGGGUCUACUUUUUUCUACUUGAUAUACUAAAUAUCUUUAAUUGCUAAACUUAUUUUGCUCAGUAUAUAUUAGUGAAUCAAUUUUUA